Telopea speciosissima is the source of this 1335-nucleotide messenger RNA. Its product is annotated as arginase 1, mitochondrial. Gene Ontology annotation, molecular function: metal ion binding; agmatinase activity. The transcript is spliced from 6 exons. Lineage: Eukaryota; Viridiplantae; Streptophyta; Magnoliopsida; Proteales; Proteaceae. The record is from RefSeq and is a predicted model, not a curated record. Bases 16 to 1038 code for a protein of 340 amino acids.
UUUGAAUUCACAGUCAUGUGGAAGAUCGGGAGGCAGGGGAUUAACUACUUACAACAACUGAAUGCUGCAAAUGUCCAUACUGCUAGUGCUUUGUUAGAAAAAGGCCAAAAUCGUGUCAUCGAGGCUUCUCUUACUCUCAUUCGCGAGAGGGCAAAGCUUAAGGGGGAGCUUGUGCGAGCAUUAGGAGGUGCUACAGCAUCAGCAUCACUUCUUGGAGUUCCUUUAGGGCAUAAUUCAUCUUUUCUUCAGGGACCUGCAUUUGCUCCUCCACGGAUUAGGGAGGCAAUCUGGUGUGGCAGCACAAAUUCUACAACUGAAGAAGGGAAAGAAUUAAAGGAUCCACGUGUUUUAACUGAUGUUGGGGAUGUUCCUGUUCAAGAGAUUCGAGAUUGUGGUGUAGAUGAUGAUAGAUUGAUGAAAAUUAUAAGUGAUUCUGUGAAACUUGUGAUGGAAGAAGAUCCACUUCGCCCAUUAGUUUUAGGUGGUGACCACUCAAUAUCUUUUCCUGUUGUAAGAGCUGUAUCAGAGAAGCUUGGUGGACCUGUGGAUAUACUUCAUUUAGAUGCCCAUCCUGAUAUCUAUCAUGCUUUUGAAGGAAACAAAUAUUCACAUGCUUCUCCUUUUGCUCGAAUUAUGGAGGGUGGUUAUGCACGGCGGCUUCUGCAAGUUGGCAUUAGGUCCAUAAAUAUUGAAGGGCGUGAACAAGGGAAAAGAUUUGGUGUGGAGCAAUAUGAAAUGCGAACAUUUUCAAGAGAUCGGGACUUUUUGGAGAAUUUGAAACUAGGGGAAGGUGUAAAGGGAGUGUAUAUUUCAGUAGAUGUGGACUGCCUUGAUCCAGCAUUUGCUCCUGGGGUGUCACACAUAGAACCGGGAGGCCUAUCGUUCCGUGACGUCCUCAACAUCCUCCACAAUCUCCAAGGUGAUGUUGUUGCUGCAGAUGUUGUGGAGUUGAACCCACAACGUGACACUGUUGAUGGAAUGACUGCCAUGGUUGCUGCAAAGCUGGUAAGAGAAUUGUCUGCAAAGAUAUCAAAAUGACCAUACAUGCAUGUUGGAUGCGUCCAUUGCAUGAGCCAUCCCUUUGUCCAAGUGAUACAAAGUGUUCAAGAAAUAAUUAGACAUUUUCUCAUUCAAUGUCAGUGAAACAACCCUAAAUGAUAUGUAUACAGUUUAGUGAACAAUUAGUUUCUUCCGAGAUCUGUUUCGGUCGUUACUUCCUCUGCUUUGCAUAGCUAUGGGAUGAUACUAUAUACUUGAACGCCUUGAAGAAAAGGAAAAAUGUAGGAAACAGUGAUAAUGAAUUGCAAUAAUAAAGAGAAAUGAAUCUCUAUUUUU